Messenger RNA from Oreochromis niloticus (Nile tilapia), 4031 nucleotides. It is a transcript of the gene efl1, whose product is annotated as elongation factor like GTPase 1. Gene Ontology annotation, biological process: cytosolic ribosome assembly. Bases 368 to 3694 code for a protein of 1108 amino acids. The transcript has 23 exons. Gene Ontology annotation, cellular component: ribonucleoprotein complex; cytosol. The record is from RefSeq and is a predicted model, not a curated record. Gene Ontology annotation, molecular function: ribosome binding; GTP binding; GTPase activity. NCBI's taxonomy places the organism in Eukaryota, Metazoa, Chordata, Actinopteri, Cichliformes, Cichlidae.
GACGUAUGUCAAUGGGCGUGGUUAAAGGGCAGCAUCAACUUCCGGGAAAACAACGUGAGUCGGGUGUCCCCCACAUGUUUGUAAGAUGCGAGCUUUACCCGGCUCGGUUUGUGUGUUUGGCUCGAUUUAGACUCCCGGGACGUCGCGUCGCUCCUUUAGAGCGGAAGUGUGCUCUUCCUCCUCUGAGGAGUUUGUGGUGGUUAGCCGCAGAGUUAGCGGCUCCUCCGCUGCCGGCUCUCAUUCUCGUCACUCCGUGUUUCAGGGACUUAUCUGACAGGUCCAACCGGUGACCGUUGGUCCGUCCGUGCUUUGGCGCCGUGGCUAACAUCAUUAGCAGGUGAAGGUGGGCUUGUUGUCGGCGUUCACGAUGGGACACACCAGCCUGGAGAAGAUCAUCUCCCUGCAGAGAAACCCAGCCAACAUCAGGAACCUGUGCAUCCUGGCUCACGUUGACCACGGUAAAACUACUUUGGCGGACUGCUUAGUGGCGAGUAAUGGCAUCAUAUCGAGUCGACUGGCGGGGAAGCUGAGGUAUCUGGACAGCCGGGAGGAUGAACAGAUCCGAGGAAUCACCAUGAAGUCCAGCGCCAUCUCCCUGCACUACUCACACGGCGAUCAGGAGUACUUACUGAAUCUGAUCGACUCUCCGGGUCACGUCGACUUCUCCUCAGAAGUUUCCACCGCUGUCCGGCUGUGCGACGGAGCUGUUGUAGUUGUCGAUGCUGUGGAGGGAGUGUGUCCGCAGACCCAGGUUGUGCUGCGUCAGGCGUGGCUGGAGAACAUCCGGCCGGUUCUGGUCAUUAAUAAGAUUGAUCGGCUCGUUGUGGAGCUGAAGCUCACGUCUCAGGAAGCUUACACUCACCUGAAGAAGAUCCUGGAACAGGUGAACGCCGUGACGGGAACUUUGUUCACAUCUAAAGUUCUGGAGGAGCGAGCGGAGAAGGAGGAGGAGAAGGAGAAAGAGGGCGAGAAGCCAAGCGGAGACCAGGUUUACGACUGGAGCGCCGGGCUCGAAGAGGUCGACGACUCCCACCUCUACUUUUCUCCCGAUCAAGGAAACGUGGUGUUUGCCAGCGCCAUCGACGGCUGGGGCUUCAGCAUCCGGCAGUUUGCUCACAUCUACAGCGAGAGGAUGGGCAUCAAGAAGGAGGUGCUACUGAAAACCCUGUGGGGAGAUUUCUACCUCAACAUGAAAGCCAAGAGGAUCAUGAAAGGAGCUCAGGCCAAAGGAAAGAAGCCGCUGUUCGUGCAGCUCGUGCUGGAUAACAUUUGGAGCUUAUAUGAUGCAGUCGUCAUCAGGAGAGACAAGGAGAAGGUGGAGAAGGUGGUGACAUCACUCGGGGUAAAGGUGAUGGCCAGAGAUUCACGUCACUCCGACCCCAAAGUCCUCCUGUCGGCCAUCUGCAGCCAGUGGUUACCCGUUUCCCAGGCCGUCCUUUCCAUGGUGUGUGAGAAGCUCCCCAGUCCGUUAGAGAUGGCGGCUGAGAGGGUGGAGAAGCUGAUGAGCGUGGGAGCACGCCGCUUUGACUCGCUGCCCGAACAGACGCAACACCUGAAAACAGCAUUCCUGCAGUGUUCGAGUGAGGAAAAGGCUCCGGUCAUCGUCUUCGUGUCCAAGAUGUUUGCCGUGGACGCCAAGGCCCUUCCUCAGCACAGACAGAGGCCUCUGACUCAGGAGGAGAUCGCCGAGCGCCGGGAGCAGGCGAGACGGCGACACGCUGACAGGAUGGCAGCAGAGAGCCACCGAGAGCCCCCCCACUCUGAGAGCGUGUCACCUGCCGGACUCUGCACAGCGAACAUGGAGAACCUGACGCUGAAAGACUCGAAGCCAGAGGAGGAAGAGGAGCCGAAGGAGACCUUCGUGGCGUUCGCUCGCGUCUACAGCGGGGUGGUCAGGAGAGGACAGAGAGUAUUCGUGCUGGGACCGAAGUACGACCCCGCCCAGGGCCUGAGCACGCUGCCAGAGGGAUGCAGCGCUUCGGACGACGUCUCUGAGAUUCCUCACCUGUCCUGUUGCUCCAUGGAAAACCUCUACCUGCUGAUGGGCAGAGAGCUGGAAGAGCUGCAGGAAGUCCCCGCAGGAAAUGUCCUCGGUAUCGGAGGGCUCGAGGAGUACGUCUUGAAGUCGGCCACGCUGUCAACCGCACCCGCCUGUCCACCAUUUACCCCGCUCAACUUUGAAGCCACGCCCAUUGUCCGGGUUGCCAUAGAGCCCAAACAUCCAAGCGAGAUGCCAAAGCUGGUGCGUGGGAUGCGUUUGUUGAACCAGGCCGACCCCUGUGCCGAGGUUCUGAUCCAGGAAACCGGAGAACACGUUCUGGUCACUGCUGGCGAGGUUCAUCUGCAGCGCUGCCUGGACGACCUGAGAGACCGGUUUGCUAAAAUCGAGAUCAGCGCGUCUGAGCCCAUCAUCCCGUUCAGAGAGACGGUGGUUCGUCCUCCCAAAGUGGAUAUGGUGAACGAGGAGCUGGGCAAGCAGCAGAAAGUCGCCAUCAUUCAUCAGGUGAAAGAAGAGGCCUCUCAGGGUCGAUCAUCCGACACCCUACACCUGGACUCCAGCGGCCUCGUUACCCUCACCACCCCCAACAGGCUGGCCACGGUUGGCAUCAGGGCGAUACCUCUGCCACAGGAGGUGACGCGUCUGCUGGAGAGCAGCUCGGAGGUGAUUCGGACUCUGGAGCAGGUAAACAUGUCACUGAGGGAGGGGAAGAGUCUGGACAUCAGCGUCAGGACCCUGGAGGCCAUUUCUGACCUGAAGGCCCAGCUGGAGAGCCUGCUGCAGGGGAGGAAGUGGAGGAACGCCGUGGAACGUAUCUGGGCCUUCGGGCCUCGCAGGUACGGUCCGAACAUCCUGCUGAACAGCGUGGAGGGAUACCAGCGGCCGUCGGUGUGGCAGUGUCUGAGCCGCGGGGACAAAGCCAGCGAAGCUACGGCGCUGCGAGAUUUUGACAACAGCAUCAUCAGCGGGUUCCAGCUGGCGGCUCUGUCGGGGCCCAUGUGUGAGGAGCCCCUGAUGGGAGUGUGCUUCUCUGUGGAGAGGUGGGACGUCCAGUCCACCGCCCCGCCGCAACACCAGGACUCCGUAGAAGACGACUCCACGGACCACGAGGCUACGGCGGAAAGUAACAUGGAAGGAAGCAGUGAGACCCACGCCGGACGCAGGCCGGAGGUCGCCGCCUCUUCCGACUGCUACGGCCCGGUCUCUGGUCAGCUGAUCGCUGCCGUGAAGGAGGCCUGCCGGCACGCCUUCCAGGCUCAGCCGCAGAGGCUCAUGGCCGCCAUGUACACCUGUGAGAUCAUGGCCACCGCAGACGUGCUGGGUCGUGUUUACGGGGUACUCGGGAAGCGAGAAGGUCGAGUCCUCCACGAAGAGAUGAAGGAAGGGACGGACAUGUUCAUCAUCAAGGCCGUGCUGCCCGUGGCUGAGAGCUUUGGGUUUGCAGACGAGAUCCGCAAGAGGACGAGCGGAUUGGCCAGUCCGCAGCUGGUGUUCAGUCACUGGGAGGUGAUCAGCAGCGAUCCUUACUGGGUUCCCACCACCGAGGAAGAAUACCUGCACUUCGGCGAGAAGGCCGACUCUGAAAACCAGGCCUUGAAAUACAUGAACGCUGUCCGCCGCCGCAAAGGGCUCUACGUGGAGGAGAAGAUAGUGGAGCACGCCGAGAAACAGAGGACGCUCGGCAAGAACAAGUAGAGGAAACCCAGACGUCUCCUCGGGGGUCGGACGGAGGCGCCGCUGACAUCGAGCGCAGGACCGUCAGCCGACGACACGCCGACAUCGCUCUGCUUUCAGAGCAGCUACGCUCAGAAACUGCAGGGUUUCCUGUCGUUAUACACCUUUUUAGUUUUUGUGAUAAAUUGGAGUGAAUAAUGUGUUCAUACUGAGGGUGAAAUACAUAUAUGACAAAGUCUGUAAUAUUUUUAAAACAGAUUGUUUUGAUUUCUUCUUCAGGUAAAAGUUCAUCCGUGCACAGAUACUGACCAAUCAGAUGGCAGCAUUCAGUAAUGAAUAAAUGAGUGUUUCAAUCGCA